AUGUCGCCCCCGCCGCACAGAAGGCGGGCGCAGGAGUGGCAGUUGGAGACGCCACCAAACUUGGCGAUCAAGGUGUCUACGCCUCGGAGGCCCUUGGGGAGCGCCUCUGCCAUAGAGCACGCCUACAGAGCCAACAGCGUGGCGGAGGUGGAGUGCGCCGUUGCCGACGACCCCGCCCUGGCCAUCGUGGACUGCCGGCUGACGGGAGAGCCCCCGCUAUUGCGGGCGCUCAGCCAUGCUUGCUCUCCAGGCGUGCUCGCGGCGCUCCUGCGGGCGGGCGCCGCGGUGGACGCCGUGGGCCGCGGCUCGCAGGUCACGCCGCUCGCGUUCGUGGCCCAGCCAGCGUUCCCCACCGUGCCGGAGUUCAGCGGGCCUCGUGGCAACCUACCUGCGCCUCCGGAGUUCGACGGUAACAUGGGGGAUCCAAAGAUAUUCAGACGCUACAAGGCGCAGGUCGAUAACUGGGUUUUGAUUGCGAAGAACAUCAUCGGCCCUGAGGGGAUGGCACUACGACUGCAUGCAGCGCUCAAGGACAAGGCUUUCGAUCACGAAGAGGACGAGAGCCCGACAGUUUUCGCAGUUCCGAACGGCGUGGAGCUCUUACUCGACAGGUUGGCCUAUUUCGAUCAGCGCCCAACGGUCAAGACAGGCGCCGCGAUGGACGAUUUCUUUCACAUGGAGCACGUCAAGCCAGGCGAGACAUUACUACAGCUCGCCACUCGAGUGGACAAGGCGGUGCUCCAGGCAAAGUCGGUCGAUCUGGACAUCCCAGAUCCGAUCAUCACCAGGCAGUUCAUGGAGAGUUCGCAGCUGGACCACGAGACACAGGCCACAUUAUUGAUGGCAGCAGGUUCGAAGUUCGAGUGGAAGCCGCUGAAGGAGCAAGCGGCCAUCUUGUUUCCUAUGCCGCUGGUGCCGCGUCACAGGUUUCAAGGAGAUCGCAAGUACCGACCUCAGUACAGCGCUCACGUUACGAACCAGCAGACGUACGAGAGGGAGGUCACCGAGCCCGACUACCAGCAAGAUCAUGAAGAUUGGCAGGUGACCGACGCAGAUCUCGCAUACGACGACUCGUACGACAUUAGCUGGGAGGAAGUUCCUGGCGACUCCUGGGACGAGCAGCUGCCCGAGGCGUUGGCCAGAGAGAUCCACGCAGCUCACGUCACGUUCAAGCAGGCUGACGAUCGUCUCAACCAGGCCAACAGAGCGCGAGGUUACUACCACACGAAGGGCGGCAAGGGCAAAGGCAAGCACGGCAAGGGCCACCGGCCGAACCGUUCCGGCAAGGGCAAGGGCAACGACGGAGGCGAGGCACGACGCGGCAUGUCGUUGGAGGACUUCAAGAAGGUGACGAACUGCUCGGCUUGUGGCGAGAUCGGCCAUUGGGCAGGUGACCGCCAGUGCCGAGCGCCAGCUUCGAAGAGGUUGCCGGGCCACGACGUCAAGGUGCUGUACAAGAAUACGGACGUCAAGAAGAUAGCGCUCAUCACGAAGGCGAAGUUCAACACGAAGAGCUUUCACAAGGAGCGCUCGAUCUACAUGAUGACGAUGGUGAAGGACGUUUUCAGCACGGUGAACAUCGACAGCGACGCCGACCUCCUGGUGCUCGACACUGCGUGCCAGACGACGACAACCGAGAUCAGCACGAAGUACAUCACUCCGAUCGAGCCGACCGAGAACACCACGACGUACAUUAUUCCUAUCGAGCCGAACGACAGCACCGAGAACUACGACACCGCAAGCCCGAACCCGAUCGAGCAGUACCUCCGCUACGUCGAAACGUACAAGGUGAUCGACAAUUUUCUCGGCAAACAGUUUCCAGCGAUGCAGAUCUUGUGUCAGGACAAGACCGUGGACAGCUUCAUUCCAGAUACCAGGGCGGGAUCACGGACGAGGAUGUCAUGCUACCCGGAUCCGAACAAGACGUGCUGCCAUCCAAUCAACGGAGAGCACGAGUACACAGUUCCAGCCGGGAAGGUCAAGGAGCGCCUCUAUUGCGGGACGGUCUGGAAGGGCGAGAAGUGCCAGAUCAGGCGCAAGGAUCGAUCGCAUUACUCCAUCGGCAAGCAGUGCAUGCGCGCCGCCUUCCUCGUCGGCUCAGCGCUCAUCCCCCUCGGCACGGCCUGGGCGCCCAACUACGACACGGAGAUCAGCGAGUGCACGAAGGAGGAGGUCACCAAGCGUGGAGGCGAUGGACGAGGAGCAGGACUCGAGCUGGGAGCGACCACCUCAUGCGGAAGCCAAUUGACGACAGGUCAGGCGAAGAGGUACUACGGCAUGGCCAAGUCCGCCUACAACAACUGGCAGCUCGAGAAGCGCGUCUACGAGAGCCGAAUGCAGAAGAGCCGUUUUCCACGACGCCAGCGACGCGGCUUCGACGUCUACGAGAUCUUCGCGGGCGAGUGCGGCAUCACCCUGCACGCCGCCGACCGCGCCAACGGCUGGGGCAUGCGAGCUGUACAACCGGUGGAGAAGCUGUUCGGUCAGGACUUGAAGAAGCAGAAGGCCAGGAAGGAAGUGCUCGAGACGAUCGACAAGUGGCAGCCGCGCUUGGUCAUCAUCCAGCUUCCGUGUACACUCUGGUCGCUGCUCAACCGCAACGUCAACUACAAGGAGAUGCCCGAGGUGCUGGAGGGCCUACGCGAUGAGGAGCGGUGCUUCAUCACCUUCACGAAGGACAUCUUCGACAAGCAGAAGGCCUACGGCAACCGCGCCCUGCUCGAGAAUCCAGCUACUGCCGACUCGUGGCGCGAGGAGGCAAUCGUCAAGCUCAGGAUGGACAACUACGAGUGCACCUCUAAUAUGUGCAUGUCCGGCAUGGUCGGCAACCAGGGCCUCCCCAUGAAGAAGCUGGUCCGCUGGUUGGGCACGCAUCCACUUCUCAUUCAAGAGCUCGACCGACACUGUGACCACCGGCAUCCACAUGAAGAAGUGCAAGGAGGCGGACCUAAUGGCAACACCAAGCUCUCACAGGUCUACACCUGGCAGCUAGCCGACGCCAUCUGCCGAGGUCUCACCAGGGUCAUCGAGAGCGAGGAGUUCGGACACGGCACCUAUUUGUGCAGCUACUACCCCGUCUCCUACGACUCCCCAGCUCCUACCGCGCACCACGUCUGCUAUUCGGCGCCCGACAUGGACGAGACGAAAUGGAAGAACAUCGUGCAAUCGGUCGUCGACGUCAUGAGUCGGAGGAACGCCCCCUCAGCUCAGGUGGCGCAGGACUCAGAGAUGCGGAAGCAGGUGUCCGAGUUGGUCCCCUGGCAGAUCUUGUACAUGCAGGCCGCCUUCCAGCCGAAGGGGCUUACGCACCACGAGAACGAUUUCAAGAUCCAGUACGAUACGGGUUGUUCAUUAUCGGACGUGCUCCAGUUGGCGAAGUACCAGCACCACCUCGACCACCAGUCGAAGGCGAAUCACGACAGCCAGUUCCAGUACCCGACGAACCACAGCCGGAUGAACUCCAGCCUCAGCCUGUCCAACAACGUGCCGAACUUGAGCCACCCGCUGCAGGCUGAUUUCACGAGGUUCCUGAACGCGAGCGAAGCGAGCCAGGCUCACGACGUCCACGUCGAGAAGCCCCCAGCUGAAGCUCACAGGCAGUCAGGGCGAGUCGAGGCGAACAUCACGCUCUGGAAGCACAUGGCCAAGAAGGUGAUUGACACGAUGCAGCUUGCCGGAGUCGAGGACAUGAAGCUGAUGGCACCUGCGAUCAACCAGUCUCGCAACUCUCGUGUUCGACAAUGCGGUGCUUCACCAUAUCAGUGGACUUUCGGGAAGGACCCGAGGAUCCCCGACAGCAUCACCGACCCAGCCAACUCUGCCGUCGCACACAGCGCAAUGACCGCAGAUGCCGAGCUUGCUAAACGAGCCCGGGUACGAGCCCUCGCAGACAUGGCUUUCACCGAGUACGACAGGUCCGAGUCUCUCAAGCGCGCGAUGCUUCGAGUUAACCGACCUUACCGAGGAGACUACACCGCUGGAGAUCGAGUGGCUUUCUGGCGUCAAGCGAAGAACAAGAAGGGCAAUCAAUACCCAGCAAGGUUCAUUGUGGCUACUGUGGUUGGUGCGACCUACGUUUGCUUCAACGGCACUGAGCAGAACUCUGUCAUUCCGAUUUACAUGUGGGAGCAGUACACUAUUCUCGAGUCGCCAGCCUACGAGGUCUACCUCAACAAGAACGGCAGCUUCACUAUGACCAAGAAGGACCAGAAGGCGCUCAUUCGUGAGAUCCCCCACUCACAGAUCCCUGCAGAUCAGAUACAUUUAUUGCAGGAAGCUCUGGCCCAUGAAUGGUCAUCUUGGCAACGUUUCUCAGCCGUGGAGGUCUUGGAUCUGAAGACGCCCAAGUCUAUCGAGAGCGACCCCGAGAAGAAGAAGCGCAUUAUUCCAUCUAGAGUCUGCUACCGCGACAAGAACGCCGGACGUGGAGUUUCCGAGAUCGACGCCAAGGCGAGGAUCGCGGGUAUCGGCUCCAACGACCCGGACAUCAUGACUCUCAGGCGUGACGCACCAACACUUGCAAUAGUUGGUUUCUACAUCUUGCUGCAGACGAUCUCGAGCUGGGACUUCAACUUGUUCGGAGGCGACGUUACCACAGCCUUCCUGCAAGCCGAUCAGACCAAGGCCCAGCGCGACAAGCCGAUCUACCUUAGACAACCUUCUGAAGGACUUCCAGGUGUUCAACGCGGUGCUCUUCUACUUGUGCGACGUGCUAUCUACGGUUUCGUCAAUAGCCCUCGCCUGUGGUGGCGAGAACUUCGUGACUUUCUCAUGCACAUCGGUGGCAAGCAGUGCCUGCUGGACAAGACCCUAUUCUGUUUCUACAACAAGGCAGGCCGCAUUAUCAUGAUUAUCGGCAUCCGCGUGGACGACCUCAUCGGAGGCGCAGAUGCUCGACAAGGCUCCAAGCUUUUGGAGACCAUCCGCCAGAGGUUCACUUUCGGCAAAUGGUGGGACAACAAGCUGACCUACUGCGGCAAGCACCUCAGUAAGAACGAGAACGGCACGAUUUUCAUCAACCAGAAGGAGCUCUGUGGUCAAUGCGUGCCGGCGCCACUGCCGCGAUGGAGAUCUGCGACGCCCGAGGCCGAGCUCACCGUCGAGGCAAUGGCAAUGGAUGCUGGUGUGGACACGGCUUACUUUCUGCGUCAUUUGUUCGCCGAGGUCUUGUUUCGGGACUUCAAGCCGGGCAUUUCAGGUAAGCUUCCGAGUUUCUUCAUGCCGACUAAGGUGGCAACGGAUUGCAAGUCUUUGUAUGACAUCGUAACUAAAGAAGGGACUCCAUCCACAACACUGGAGCGGCGUUUGAGUAUAGGCAUCGCUGCGGUAGCCCAUGUUGCCGAAGAGUUCGAUGACGAGAAUCCGAAGUCCACCGUGUUUUGGGUGCCGACAGAUAAGCAAGUUGCGAAUCAUUUGACCAAGGCGCAUUGCUGCGAGCACGCCGAGUGCCUCCUCGCCUUCGGGGCCGACCGCGGCAAGAGGGACGCCUGCGGCUGCACGGCCGCCGACCGCGCAGAGGCACGAGGGUGGCACCUCUUCGCGUCGCUCGUGCGGCACUGGGACGGCGUCGGCGCCAAGGCUCUCGUGAACCUGUGGCUGCGCGGCGUCCAGGCAGCCGAGCGCGGCCGCACCAGGGCUGCAACGACGGGCAGCCCCGGGCUCCAGGAGCUGCCAGGCACCGUCUGCCGCCUCGUGGUCGACAUGCUGGCCCCGGGACUCUACCGCUGGCGCGGGGCGCCGUGACGCACGGCGGCGGCCUCG
Messenger RNA from Prorocentrum cordatum, 5760 nucleotides. The record is from the annotation of a GenBank genome assembly. NCBI's taxonomy places the organism in Eukaryota, Dinophyceae, Prorocentrales, Prorocentraceae.